Molecule: messenger RNA, 1965 nt
Organism: Cyanidioschyzon merolae strain 10D
Lineage: Eukaryota; Rhodophyta; Bangiophyceae; Cyanidiales; Cyanidiaceae
Product: similar to oxysterol-binding protein
Exons: 1
Coding region: 1-1965 (654 amino acids)
Cellular component (GO): membrane; intracellular membrane-bounded organelle; cytosol
Molecular function (GO): sterol binding
Source: RefSeq, a predicted model, not a curated record
AUGAGCUUCGUGGGGCCCAAACCGACACCGACCUCCCGCAUACGGAAGGACGACUCGCCGGAAACACGCAGCAACGGCAGUAGUGUGUCGCCAGUGGAUACCUCACCGCGAACCGCGCCACAAGAGGCGCAGCUUCAGCUCCCGAAGCGACGUGACUGGUACCGGAUUCCGAAUGCGGCAAGCGCCGGCGGAGUCGGGUUCUCUGAUCGAGCAGAGCUCGAGCGACAGCGCCACGUUGUCCGGGAUAUGCUUCGGCAGGUUGGUUCUAGCUUCAUUGAAGGCAAAGACCUCGUGAACGUAAGUUUACCGAUUCGUCUGUUUGAGCCGCGCUCGUUCCUUCAGCGCCUAACCGAUGAUUGGGCGUAUUGCUCAACGCUAUUGAAAGCAGCUGCGCACGCGACCGACACACUCGAUCGCUUCAAGUUAACGAUUGCGUUUGCCAUUGCGGGUCUACACAAGUCGGCAACCAUGUUCAAACCGUUCAAUCCUUUGCUUGGGGAGACCUUUCAAGCGUGUAUGCCUAGUGAUGGAACCCGGAUUUAUCUGGAGCAAACUUGUCAUCACCCGCCGGUGACGCACUGGCGCAUCCGUGCCGCAGACCGAUCCUAUGAGUUCACCGGUUUCGGCGCGUACAGCGCUCGCGUGCAGCUAUUUGAGAACGCGAUUCGCGCACAACGCCUCGGCGUCAACGUUGUCCAUUUUCGCGAUGGAUCGCGCAUUAUUUUCUGGCUACCCUACAUGAAAAUACAUGGCAUUGUGUUUGGCGAGCGGCGCUUGGAAUAUCUAGGAAAGGCGGUGUUCUUGUACGAACCGCCACGCAAUUUCACGACAUCCGGUAUACCGAGCCGAGCCUCGCUCUCAGACGGUGAAAACACCGAACAACGGCGAAGCAGCGAGACUUUUGCGGAGCCGGAUCGAGCGCUCGUUGCGGUCAUGCUUCUGAACAGCGAAAAAACUGGAUUCGUUGGCACGCUUCGUGGCGUUGCACGCGGCAUCGGUCGCAUGUUUGGCGGUCGUAACAACAACAACAGCAGCAGCAAUAACGCUAACGCUAACACCAAUGCCAAUGUCAGCAAGAGAACCCCAGUCGCAGGUGGCCGUCCCGUUAGCUACCCGACAGGGCGAGCUUCGAAUGGCGCCAUAUCGGGGUUGGAUACGAGCCGUCCGAUACCAACAGAUGUGUUUCGUGGCAUCAUCGCUAGUGUGGAUGCACCACAGACACCGAACGCUGGCUAUCUUGCCGGUGACGACUCGAGCACGACUCCAAGUCAGCCAGGCAGGCCCGGGCAACCCAUACUGAACGCACAGCGACGCAAAAGAAUUACCCGCCGGCAGGUCAAGCAGCUUCUGGCAGAGUUUGCUACGCGUAAUGGUCCGCUUGCCUCCAGUCCAUGGUCGUCCAUGGACUGGCGAGCGAGCCAAGACGUGGACCAGGUUGCCGUUCGAGAGCAAGCGCCGAGUCUGUCGGUCACCGAUGGCGUCUCCGAUGCAAACCUGCAGCGUUCGUCGUUGUCGUCGUCCUCAUUGGCUUCAUCGGCACGCAACGAUCCGUACCGGGGCGCCGGCAGACGCCAGCGUUCCCACAGCGCCCUCGAUCCCGUUGUAUUAUGUAGUUUCGAGGGCACAUACCUCGGAUUCGUUGAUUUUGAUGGGCAACGAUACUGGGAUAUUCGUGAUAUGCCAGGUGAGGCGCCGCUUCCGGUGCCGCUCGAGGAGGCGCUGCCCAGCGAUAGCCGUUUCCGCGAAGAUGCGCGGGCGCUUGCAGGCGCACUGCAGCCUGGGUUAAGUGAGCGAGAGCAAAGCGAUCGCAUGAUGAAGGCGCAAGCAGCAAAAGAACGCGUGGAGAAUCAACAGCGUGCAGAUCGGGUCCUUCGCGAACGAGGUCGCCGCGAGCGUGGCAUCAAAGAAUCCAACGCAUUUGUUCCUGAGCGCAUUCUCCGCGAAGAUACGUGUUACUGGCCUUGA